AUGAAAUUCUCAUUUGCUUUGUUUGUUGCGCUUUCUGCCUCUUUUGUAGCUGCAGUCCCCGUUAGCUCGCCCAAUGAAGCAGCCGGCGCUGCGUACUUCGAGAAGGCCUACUCGGAGAAACGCUCUCUCAAACAGGAUGAUGCUGCCGGCUAUUGGUUCAGUAAGGGCUACGAGGAGGAACGCUCUCCUAAAGAGGACGGCGCUGCCGCUUUUCGAGACGAGAUGGCCUACGAUGACCCGAAAUAA
This is a messenger RNA of Penicillium concentricum, 246 nucleotides long. RefSeq lists its product as uncharacterized. The record is from RefSeq and is a predicted model, not a curated record. The coding region runs from base 1 to 246 and encodes 81 amino acids. NCBI's taxonomy places the organism in Eukaryota, Fungi, Ascomycota, Eurotiomycetes, Eurotiales, Aspergillaceae. The transcript has a single exon.